This is a messenger RNA of Aspergillus tubingensis, 1347 nucleotides long. RefSeq names its product tubulin alpha chain. The transcript is spliced from 6 exons. Gene Ontology annotation, biological process: nuclear migration by microtubule mediated pushing forces; nuclear division; mitotic cell cycle. The coding region runs from base 1 to 1347 and encodes 448 amino acids. Gene Ontology annotation, molecular function: GTP binding; structural constituent of cytoskeleton. The record is from RefSeq and is a predicted model, not a curated record. Lineage: Eukaryota; Fungi; Ascomycota; Eurotiomycetes; Eurotiales; Aspergillaceae. Gene Ontology annotation, cellular component: nucleus; microtubule; spindle.
AUGAGAGAAGUUAUUUCUUUGAACGUUGGUCAGGCUGGUUGCCAGAUCGCCAACUCCUGCUGGGAGCUCUACUGCCUUGAGCACGGUAUCCAGGCCGAUGGUUACUUGACCGAGGAGCGCAAGAAGGAUGACCCCGACCAUGGUUUCAGCACCUUCUUCUCCGAGACUGGUCAGGGCAAGUACGUUCCUCGCACCAUCUACUGCGACCUUGAGCCCAAUGUUGUCGAUGAGGUCCGCACCGGUACCUACCGCAGUCUUUUCCACCCCGAGAACAUGAUCACUGGCAAGGAGGAUGCCUCGAACAACUAUGCCCGUGGUCACUACACCGUCGGCAAGGAGAUGAUCGACCAGGUCCUCGACAAGGUCCGCCGUGUUGCCGACAACUGCGCCGGUCUCCAGGGUUUCCUGGUCUUCCACUCCUUCGGUGGUGGUACCGGUUCCGGUUUUGGUGCUCUCCUGAUGGAGCGUCUGUCCGUUGACUACGGCAAGAAGUCCAAGCUGGAAUUCUGCGUCUACCCUGCUCCUCAGAACGCCACCUCCGUUGUUGAGCCCUACAACUCUAUCCUCACCACCCACACUACCCUUGAGCACUCCGACUGCAGUUUCAUGGUUGACAACGAGGCCAUCUACGACAUCUGCCGCCGCAACCUCGGUAUUGAACGCCCCAGCUACGAGAACCUCAACCGCCUGAUUGCCCAGGUUGUCUCUUCCAUCACCGCUUCUCUCCGUUUCGACGGUUCCCUCAACGUCGAUCUCAACGAGUUCCAGACCAACUUGGUCCCCUACCCCCGUAUCCACUUCCCUCUGGUGGCCUACGCCCCCGUCAUCUCCGCGGACAAGGCUUCCCACGAGUCCAACUCCGUCAGCGAGAUCACCAUGAGCUGCUUUGAGCCCAACAACCAGAUGGUUAAGUGUGAUCCCCGCAACGGCAAGUACAUGGCCACUUGCCUGCUGUACCGUGGUGAUGUCGUCCCCAAGGAGACCCACGCUGCCGUCGCCACGCUCAAGACCAAGCGCACCAUCCAGUUCGUCGACUGGUGCCCUACUGGUUUCAAGAUCGGUAUCUGCUACCAGCCUCCCCAGCAGGUCCCCAACGGCGACCUUGCCAACCUCAAGCGCGCUGUCUGCAUGCUGUCCAACACCACCGCCAUCUCCGAGGCCUGGUCCGCUCUCGACCACAAGUUCGACCUCAUGUACUCCAAGCGUGCUUUCGUCCACUGGUACGUUGGUGAGGGUAUGGAGGAGGGUGAAUUCUCCGAGGCCCGUGAGGACCUGGCUGCCCUCGAGCGCGAUUACGAGGAGGUUGCCAGCGAUUCCCUGGAGGAGGAGGUUGAGGCCGAGUACUAG